Molecule: messenger RNA, 5546 nt
Organism: Lates calcarifer (barramundi perch)
Lineage: Eukaryota; Metazoa; Chordata; Actinopteri; Centropomidae
Gene: cchcr1
Product: coiled-coil alpha-helical rod protein 1
Exons: 19
Coding region: 284-2902 (872 amino acids)
Biological process (GO): cell differentiation; protein export from nucleus
Cellular component (GO): centriole
Source: RefSeq, a predicted model, not a curated record
GGCGUGUAACAGUUAUGUUAGAUAAAUCAUUUGAAUACAUCAAGUUCACAAACAUAUAUAUUUGUCGAAAUGCCGUGGGCAUGUGUGAUUUCACCGACGUGGAGUUUGAGCAUUUAAAAAUUGACUAGCAAAAAUACCCCAUGCGAGCUCCGGAGGUUUCCGUUGUAACCCGUAACUAAGGCAACGAGGAAUGACGUGACUCGCGGGGAGUGUAAACGUUAAAAGAGCACCCAAACAACCCCGGAUAGUUUCAUGAUUUAGGUUAUAAUGUUCCUAGUGGAAUAUGGAGAGACAUAACUUGGGAAAGGAAAGGCUUAUCGUUCCCACUGACUUCACCUCACCGCCGGGUUCAAGGAUUGUCCAGGAGGACCUUGUCCCCCCGUCGCAUUUUGCAUCGAGUGUCCAGCCUGCUGGGGCACACAGAGGCGUUCAAAUCACAGGGACGUCGCCAUCCGUCUCCUGGAUAAACCCAGGUCUAACAUCACUACCGUCAGGGGAUCCCAGUCCUGCCAAUCCAUGGCUCGCCAUCACUCAGGCCCAACAGGAGAUUUUGGAGCUGAGGAAGGAAAAUCAGCAGAUUAUGAUGUUACAAGAAAACAGCAUAAGGAGAAGGAUUCCUGUGGAUUGCCCAUCAGACCUCAGGGCAAGAUCUACAGAGAGAGGUGAGCAGUGGGCCAGGUGGGAAUCAGAGUGGCUUGUGGAAAUAGAGAAGCACAAGGCUGAAGCUGAGAGGUUGAAGGGGCAGGUGGAGGCCCUGAAGGAGAGUGCAGGGAGACACAGAGAAGAUAUGAGAGACAGAGACAGCACCCUUAACAGACAGAGCCAUGAGUUGGAAGCAAUGCGUGAGGAGCUGUGUAAGGCUAAGUCUGAACUCAGCCAAAUCAGAGACGAGCUCAUUCACAGCAGUGCACAGACGAAGAAAAUAAGCUCACAGCUCGAAAGACUGAGGAGUGAGUCUGGUGAGGAAAUUGCAAGGCUGAGGAGAGAUGUAGAGAGGAGGAAGGAGGAAGCCCAGGAGCUUGCUCUGAAGGCUGAAAUGGGCAGGUUACAGGCUGAGGAGGAGGCCAAACAGCAGACAUUGAGACUGUCAGAACAUUUGGAGGAAAUGCAAAGGAAGCAGGAGGUGGAGCUGCAACAGUUGAACGCCUCCCACUCUGCAGAGUUGGCAGCGGCAAGAAAAACAAACAGUGAACUACAGGACAGACUUCAAUCAAUGACCUCAGAAGUGCUGCGGCUAAAAAGCACUCUGAUGGAGGUAUCUACAGAGAGAGAUGGGCUGAAAGAACAUUUAAGCCAAAUGGGACAAGCUUUUGAGACACAAUCUGCAACACUGCACAGCCUCAGAAAUUACAUCGGCCAGCUUGCCCCAGAGAAAAGAGAGAAGGAACAAUUAAACGAAGCUGUUGAGAGGCUGAACAAAGAGAAGGCAACUCUUCAGAUGACCACAGAGCUUCUGACAGUCAGGCUUAACUCUGUAAAUGAAAUACUCGCCCUCCAAGAAGAGAAAAUGGUGAAAAAGACCUCGACAGACCUGCUUGUGAAGAAUGGAUCUGAAGGCCUUCAAAUGAUUCAGCUCUGGAGAGAGAGAGUGUUUAAAUUAUGUGUUCAGCUUCGCUCGAAGGACAUUGAAUUAAGAGGAGAAAAGGAUCAACUCCUUUCAAAAUUCAGAUCCAUGGAGCAGCAGCUCCAGCAGGAGCAGCACCGCACUAGUGUCCUUCAACACAGUCUGGAUGACAGGAUAGCUGAGCUGGACCUGGAGAGAGUGGAAAAGGAGACAUUGAAACAGGACUUGGCCCAGGCUCACAAGGAAAAUACUCAUCUUAAAUCACAGAGCCAGAAAUCAGAGGCUGAACUUAAAAUCCUGACAGACGCAGUGCGCAGGUUCAGUCUGGCAUUUGAAAGCAAGGUGGCAGAAGUGGACGCAGCUCAAACAAGCCUCUACACUUGCACCCAGAGGCUAACUUUCGCUAAAAGACGAGUGGAGACAAUCCAAGGUUUGAUCAUGAGGAGGCUGGCUCUGCAGAAAGUUCAGCAGGCCAGUAAACAGGCAGAACAGGCUGCUGCCAGCAUCACAAACCUCCAGACAGAGCUUAGUUUGGUGUGUGAAGAGAGAGACAAGCUCACACAGGAGCUCAAAAGAACCCCAGAGCUCAUCGAGAAAGCUCUGACUGAUCUGAGAGAACAGUAUGAAAACAAACACAGGCGGCAGCAGCAGGAGCUGGAGCAGAGCUGGGCGGAGGUCCGGCAGGCUGUGGCUGGCAGGCAGGAGGCCGAGCAGAGCCUACAGCAGAUCCAGGCCCAGCUGGGGGAGAGCAAGGUCAACCUGGAGAAGCUCCGCUCUGAGCUGCUCAUCCAGCGGGAGCACAGCGAGCAGGCCCUGCAGGAGAGGGUGUCUGAGAUUGAGGACCGCUGUGCUGAGAAGCUGAGAGAGAUGGAGGUUCAAGUCAGUACGGCCAGGAGAGAGCACACCAAAGCAGUUAUGACUUUGCGGCAGUUUGAGAAAGAGGCAGCGAGGAAACAGGACGAAAUAAGAGAAACUCAGUAUUCGGGGGGCGCACGCACAAAGAGAGAAGUCCAGAAUAAACAACUGAAGGAGAUGGAGAAGGACAAAACCCUACUGCUGGCCACCGUUGCUGAGCGAGGGCUGGCGAGUGAGUAUACAAGAGUUCACACAGCUGCUUCACAGAACUCUGCUGCUCCUAAGGAACAACGACAAAAACCUUCAGAGAGGUGUCGCUCUGUGGGGGCAAAAGCCCAACUACCUGCAGAUGAGAGACUCCUGUCUGUUUUGGAGGAGCUCCACAGUCUCAGUGCCGCAGUGGUAAACAGCUCUGAGGACUCUGCGGAGGAGGAGGGACAGAAUGACAGCGUGGGACCAUCCACAGGCAGUCUGCACAGCUGAUACCUGAAGAUGAGUCACUGAAGGCAGUGUGAACACCUUUAAUUUGUACAAAAGGUGGGCAGUGAUAAUGAUUUGAGAGCCUAGAAAAUGCAGUCACUGGAAACGAUUUGUUGGAGUGAAACAUCAGAAAGCAUGCAAGUCACAUUACUACUGGGUGCAUAAAAAGAAUAAUAGGUAUCUAGUGCAGACACAUUAUACGUAAAUUUAACACAAAUUUAAAUUCAAGCUCAUACAUCUUCUGCAUAUGUCUUCAGGAUGACUUUUAAUUACAGAGAAUACUGGAAAUUUAUUAAUGGACAAAGUUUUUAACUUGGUCAACAUAGAAAUGCUUGUGCUGCACAGGCACUCUUCAAUCAAAGUGAAAUGAAAGAUUUGGAUGUUUAUGUGAAUAUCCACAGUUUAAGUUCCAGAGUCUGGUUUUUCACCCUCUUGCUUAAGACCAUGUUCCACAUUUCACUUUCUUUUACCCAUUUUAAAUGAUACUCCCCAUGAAACUAGUCCGAGAAUAGUUUGAUUUUUGCCCACUGAAUCCAUGAAAUGCCUUAAAAUUUAAAAUCACACUUAGGCAAAACUGUUCAGCAGAAACUAUAUAUAUAUAUAUAUAUAUAUAUAUAUAUAUAUAUAUAUAUAUAUAUAUAUAUAUGACUACAGAUAAAGUAAUAGAAUUUAUGUCUAUGAAAAAUAGCUGCACAGAUGGUGAUGACUUAAUUAAAUGCAAAUAUGUGACUAGAUUUGUCAUUUUCAGUUUCAGAUAGCAAAGAGAAGGCUUAGAGAUAUAGAUAUAGCUGACACAGUACUUGUCCUGCCAAUGUAAAUAGAGGUCUGUACUGCUGAAAUUUGAUGGUCCAAGUGUUUCUUUGCCAUGCAGAGAGUGUUUCGUUUUUUUUUUUUUUUUUACUUUUCAGUGUGACCUAUAAUAAAGUAUUUUUAUAGUGCAAAUUCCACAGUCUUCAACAGUAUGGUCUCAGGGGAAAUAGUGAUGAAGAAAUUCGUGAUUUUAUGUAAAUGGCAUUUCCAUUAGUGACAUCAAAACCUAAAUGAAGAAGAGUAACUAACACAUCUGAUGUCAGAGUUUCACAAUAAGUUAGAUUUUUAAAAUAAAAUUAGAUUUUUGCAUAAAGAAUAAAAAACACAAGAGUUUCUCAGGUGUAUAGAGUCAGCUGAGAAAGUUACAUUUGUAAAGCAGAUUUAAAUUUGAUUUGGUGAGCCUGCUUUGUUUCUAUCUAAAGAACACAUGAACAGUUGGGAAGACCCAUGUGAUUUCAUAUUGAAAAAAAUCAAUAUUUUCUAUUUGAAGUUCCUUUAUAGAGGUCAAUUUUAAAAUGACUUUCCAUCCUAUGGAGGAUGAUAAACAUCAUGAUGAACCAGAUAAUUGUGCUAUUUGUCAUGUUGUCAUGAGUGCUAAUAAAUUUUGCAGUAGCUGAAAGUUUGGAGCCUCUAGGUAAAAACACCUCGUGGGCGACUGAGGGAGAGCCGGGUGAAAAUACUAAUAAAGUCUAGACUUUUCGACUCUAUUUUCUAAGAGCAUCAAAAAUAAUUUGCAGGGACACACUCGCGGCCUGAGAGGUGAUUCAUCAUGGCAAGUAGAGGAUUAAUGCAGCAAAUUUACUUUUUUAAAGAAUAUUAUUGGAUUUCAGUAGUUCACUGUUGCUUAUUAUUUGGUGCCUGAGAGUUUACAAAACAGCCAGUUACUGCAUGAGAAUAUUUUAAUUUGUCCUGUAUAUCAAGGCUCUAAUAUAAAAAUCAAUAAUCUCAUUGAUGACACAGUGAAGUAAUUAUGUAGUCUAAAUUUACAUACAUCAUGAUGGAUAACUGCAAAUUUAAUAUUCCUGCUUUUACCUUUUUGAGGUGUACUUAAGAUCACAUCAUGCAUUACCCUACAUAAUUCAUGUUUGAAGCAAUCAUAUUAAUAUCACUUUAGUUUUAAUAAUUGUGAGUCAUGACAGCAAAUAAUCAAGUAGGCUGACUGCAAAAAACAAAAAUUAUUAAAAGCAAAUCAUGUGCAGAUUGAAAACAGCAGAGGGCGAUGUUGUCAAAGGUGAGAGCAGCACAUACAGUGAUCUCCAUCAUCUGUUUGCCUUUACACUUUGUAAAAGGCAGCUCCUUCAUUGGAAUAUUAUUGGAGACAGUGAAGAACAAUAUGAUUUCAGUAGGUUAUGCAGGUGUUUCUUACCUGCAACUUUAGAUGAGGAAGUGAGUGAGGAUGGAUAUGUGCACAGACAAGGAUUUUAGUAUCUAUCAGAUUAAUUAAUGCAAAUGAAUCUGAAUAGGAAACCUGUCCAGAACAAUUUAAUGCUGUACUGUGUUUCCCCACAAACAGCAAACAAACAUGAGAACAGGAUUCUGGUGGAAAGCUCUCAGGUAGAUGCAAAACUUGUUGUUCUGUUGGGUGUUUGAAGAAUGUUACAGUUAUGGUAUAAAGCCUGAGUAAAUGCAUUUACUGUGUAUAUCUUCAUUGCCUCAGCAAUGUGGAGAGAGUAGCACAGCAUCCAGACAACACUGUGGUUAACUGAUGAAUAAUUUAGCAGAGCAUUGCAAUCCAGACAAGACAUGAAAUAAAUGACGUAAUAAAAACCAAUCGAUAAGCUCCCGAACAAUUCUGAGCAUUGAACGGCAUAUAGAAUAAAUGGUUCAAACAAACAAA